Messenger RNA from Phragmites australis (common reed), 2084 nucleotides. Its product is annotated as protein NRT1/ PTR FAMILY 4.6-like. Lineage: Eukaryota; Viridiplantae; Streptophyta; Magnoliopsida; Poales; Poaceae. Gene Ontology annotation, cellular component: membrane. Gene Ontology annotation, molecular function: transmembrane transporter activity. Gene Ontology annotation, biological process: transmembrane transport. The transcript has 4 exons. The coding region runs from base 146 to 1900 and encodes 584 amino acids. The record is from RefSeq and is a predicted model, not a curated record.
CCCGGCCCCGGCCCCCGUUCUCUCCUCAGUAAACUCGAAGUCCCCUGAUCUGCCUCUCUGGACUCUCUGUCUCUCUCCUCUGUCCGUCCGCAUUUCAGAACCCCGAGAACGAAAGAGGUUGCAGCUUCCAACAGAGGCGAUCACCAUGGAGGACGGAGCGCGGGAGGUGGAGCGGUGGGAGGGCUACGUGGACUGGCAGAACCGGCCGGCGACGAGGGGCCGGCACGGCGGCAUGCUCGCCGCCUCCUUCGUGCUCGCCGUGGAAGUGAUGGAGAACCUGGCGUUCCUGGCGAACGCGAGCAACCUGGUGACGUACCUGAUGCGGUUCAUGCACUACCCGCCGUCGCAGUCGGCGACGACGGUGACCAACUUCAUGGGCACGGCGUUCCUGCUCGCCCUCCUCGGCGGCUUCCUCUCCGACGCCUUCUUCACCACCUACACCAUCUACCUCGUCAGCGCCUUCAUUGAGUGCACGGGGCUGGUGAUCCUGACGAUCCAGGCGCGGACGCCGUCGCUGAUGCCGCUGCAGUGCGCCAACGUGGCGGCAGCCCCGUGCGCGCCCGUGUCGGGGGACAAGAAGGCGAUGCUGUUCGUGGGGCUGUACCUGACGGCGCUGGGCGUGGGCGGGAUAAAGGGCUCCCUGCCGUCGCACGGCGCGGAGCAGUUCGACGAGCACGCGCCGCGGGGGCGGAAGGGACGCUCCACCUUCUUCAACUACUUCGUCUUCUGCCUCUCCUGCGGCGCGCUCAUCGCCGUCACCUUCGCCGUCUGGGUCGAGGACAACAAGGGCUGGCAGUGGGGGUUCGGGAUCUCCACCAUCGCCAUCCUGCUCUCCAUCCCGGUCUUCGUUGCUGGGUCCAGGCUCUACCGCAACAAGGUGCCCACGGGGAGCCCGCUCACCACCAUCGCCAAGGUCAUCCUCGCCGCCGCGCUCGCGCGCCGCGGGGGCGUCCAGAGCUCCAGCAACGGCGCCGUCAUCGACCGCGCGCCCAGCCCGACGGGAAGCAGCGAAUUAAAGGAGUACUGUAAGUCCGGGGAGAUCUGCGACGCCGUCGACGAGGCGGUGGAGCCGUCCCAGGAGCUCACGUUCUUGAACCGUGCGGUGCGGUGCCAGCCGCGGUGCACGCGCCUGGUGUGCACGGUGCAGGAGGUGGAGGACGUCAAGAUCGUGCUCAUGGUGCUUCCCAUAUUCUUCUCCACCAUCAUGCUCAACUGCUGCCUGGCGCAGCUGUCCACGUUCUCGGUCGAGCAGGCGGCUACGAUGGACACGAGCGUGGGGAAGCUCACCGUGCCGCCGGCGUCGCUGCCGGUGUUCCCGCUCACGUUCAUCAUCCUCCUCGCGCCCGUCUACGACCACGUCAUCAUCCCGUUUGCGCGCCGCGUGACGGGGACGGAGAUGGGCAUCUCCCACCUCCAGCGCAUCGGAACCGGGCUGGUCCUCUCCAUCGUCGCCAUGGCGGUGGCCGCCGUCGUCGAGGUGAAGCGCAAGAACGUGGCGGCGGACGCCGGGAUGCUGGACUCGACGAAGCCGCUGCCCAUCACCUUCUUCUGGAUCGCGUUCCAGUACCUGUUCCUGGGGUCGGCGGACCUGUUCACGCUGGCGGGGCUGCUCGAGUUCUUCUUCAGCGAGGCGCCGUCCAGGAUGCGGUCGCUGGCGACGUCGCUGUCGUGGGCGUCGCUGGCGCUGGGGUAUUACCUGAGUUCGGUGCUGGUGUCGAUCGUGAACAGCGCGACGGGGCGCGGCGGGCACCGGCCGUGGCUGCACGGUGCCAGCCUGAACCACUACCACCUCGAGAGGUUCUACUGGGUCAUGUGCGUGCUCAGCGCGCUCAACUACCUCUUCUUCCUGUUCUGGGCCAUCAGGUACAAGUACAUAAACGCAGGGAAUAUCAAAGGGUAGUGCCAGCGCCAUUGCCAUUGUCGUGGAAGCGAGCGCUGCAGGGCGCAAGUGUUUAUAUAAGUGGCGGAGUAAAGAAAUUAGAGGUUAAUUUCUGCAGGGUAUUGAGGUACGGUGGUGGUUUGCUGUCAUGGAUUUUGUUGGUUGCUUCAACAAGUAAAUUAACAACAGUUGGCUUAAUUUGGGA